Messenger RNA from Sclerotinia borealis F-4128, 3117 nucleotides. The record is from the annotation of a GenBank genome assembly. Lineage: Eukaryota; Fungi; Ascomycota; Leotiomycetes; Helotiales; Sclerotiniaceae.
AUGCUCACUAUGUUUCGAGCACGCCCCAGCGGUGAAGUCGGCUCUGAUACCACGGAAGAAAUUGUAAGAGAGGGAUACCCCUACUACUAUAAGAAGAGCAAUGGCCGUAUGGUCAUGGCUAGAAAGAUUCCAGGAAGAAGAGCGGGUAAAAAGUUUAGCUUACUAGGUCAAGCUUUCGGAAUUGAUGAACCUAAGAGAAGAUCCUCCAUCGAUACCUCGAGGAAGAAGAAGACGGUGCGACACCCUCCUCAACCUCAGCCGUCGUAUACAGCACCACUGCCUCAGCAGCAUUUCUCGAAUUUUGCUCCACCGCCAAUUCCCUUCCCACCAGUCAUCCCUCAGCAACCCUUUCCCGGCCCCAAUCUUUUUGUUCCAGCAAAUUCUGGAGUUCCUCCUUUCUACCCCAUUCCUGGUUUUGCUCCACCACCGGCGCAGCAACCCCUGUUAUGGGCUGUCAAAACACAGACACCAAAGCCGCCAGGUAUUGAAGAACUUCUCAAAGUCGAAUCAGAUUUCCUCAAGAGAGCGAAGUCGAAGUCAAGAAAAGAUAGAGAUCAUGAUCAUACUGAGAUCAAGACUACGACUACGACAACAAUUACCAAGCACAUAUGUGCUAGUUGCAAAAGGGAUCGUUCAGUAAGAUAUCAUCUCGAUCAUCCAAUCCGAGCUGGCGAUACUCCUGUGCCUGAGUUUUGUCGCAAGUGCCGAAGAAAUGCUGCCUCUACUAGCGGUUCAAGUAGCAAUGAUAGUGAUGACGGUGGCUCAAGAAGACGUGGGGAUGGAGCAAGAGGAAGAAGAAGAGAGAGAGUUUCAAGGAAGAAUGAUAGACGCAAACCUACAUCUCGACUUCACUCUGUUGAAGUACUGAGCCGGGAUGAGAGAAGAAAUAAUGAUCGCUCCAACGAUCAUCGGGGUGAAAUCAUCGUUGAGGAUGAGGUUGUACAAGAACAGACGACAGCACCCAAGGGCCAAUCUCGACGAAGUGACAACAAUUCGAGAGGAUCAACGUCCAGAAGCUAUACUCGUACUCGCGAAGGAGAUCUCGCUGACGGUGAUUCUGCUCCUAAACAAGAGUCAAACGUGAAAAUCAACAUCACGAAUCGAUCGUCAUCAGCCAGUCCACCAUCAAUUGACUACGAGACGCGGGAAAAAUCUGUUCACUUCUCUCAACCAGCGAGGGGAUCAAAUACUUCCCGCAAAGCUUCUCAACAAAGCAUCCGUGAAUCAUACAGAUAUGUCGAUCCGCUUCCUUCUGCCAGCUAUGCAUCUCUGCCAAGAUCCGCUCGUUUCUCAAGAGAGUCUCUUCCAAGUAUGCGUACGAGGGGCCAUGCUCAGCGCAGACGCUCGGAGCGUGCAAACCCUGAACGAACUUACGAUCAUGUUACUCGUGAGCAAGAAUAUGAACCUCUUCAUCGUCGUCGCUCUGAUGAAGAUGUUAUCGUAGUUGAAACCGAGCAUGAGCCACCCAGAUCGUGGGCUGAGUCUACGCCUCAUCCUCCUCCUCGCCAUCGCUCUUCUGAUGAGGACUUUAUCGUUGUUGGAAACAUGCAGGGAUUCCCAAGAUCACGGGCUGAGUCUAGACUUCAUAGCCCUGCCCGAACUCCUGUGAGAACCAGAGACACUUAUACCAGUUCUACAGUUGAUCAAUAUGGUAUCGAGACAGAGUAUAAAUGGACUACAAGCAAGAGAAGUACAAGUUCAAGUACUCUACAAGGUUUCACCCCAAGCAUUCGUCAAUCUUCAGCAAGUGUUCGUCGUUCUUCGGAUUCAAGCGAUGAGUAUAAUAGAGCUUAUGCCAUGGCUCAUCAGAAUCUGCCAGACCCAGGACCACGUCGCCGUCAACGCUCGAUGAGAAAUUCUGGAGGCUUCAUGGAUGGUGCUGACACGCCCCCUCAAGUACCAGAUCCUCCGACCCCAAACGGUGGUGUUUGGGAGCCUAGAAAUGCGCCACGCAGACCAGUGAGAGGUACUUCAUCAAGAGAAACAGGUCGUUCAACUUUUCAAAGUAAGGUACCUCGAGUUCCUCAACAUCAGAGCACCCCUCGAGGAUACACUAAACCAUGGAUGAACGCAUCUUCAAUUGAUCAGCACGGCCGACGUCGACCAAAGACUCAUCAAUUCCGAGCUCGUUCUCGGUCUUCUGAUUCUCAAGCAUCCUCUGGAUCGAUGGUUACUCAGUCGGAUUCCCUUAUAACACCACCACAAUCAGAUUCACAAUUAGACUCUUCACAUUCCACGCCGCUAUCCAUGGUUCGUCGUACUGCCUCUGUCCACGACACUACCGAGAGUGGCAAUGAAGUUGAAUCUACAGUCACAUCGGUCACAUCAUCCAGUCCAAAGACAACCAUUGGAAAUAAGCUUGCUGAUUCAUCACGUCGUCGUCACGCUCGUUCCGAAGCCACAAAUACUCAGGCUAAGGAUAAAGGUCCAACCAUCGGUCUCGCCUCCCAAAAGUACAACGAUCAACUUGGAAGUUAUGCAUCCUACAUCGAAUACGGCGAGAAAGCAAUCACUUCCAAAGGAGCAAACCUCUCUAAAGAUGGUGCCAUUACAGAUGAUGAUGACGAUGAUGACACCGUCAUCCUCGAUGACGCUACCGAUCUCACUCUUCGAACUGCUCGUUCUAAGGCUGCUAUAAAUGAACGUAUCAAUGCUCGCCGAGUUUCCUUUGCUGAAGAUCUUGAGUUUGAACCUACACCUGAGCAAUAUAGGGGGAAUUCCUGGCGUACAAACAACAAUACUAAUGGCGAGCAAUCCUGGGGUGGCAACACCAAUGCAGAUAAUUCAUGGGGAACCAAUACCAACGCCAAUGACUUCUGGACCACCAACUCUGUGACCGAAAGCGACCUUCCAGAAGUCGGUGGCUACAGUGGUCCUCCUAGUGCCAACGCCAGCAACUGGGAUCUCAACGAUGGUACCAAUACCAAUGGUUUUGACUACAAAAAUGGCUUUGCAUCUACACCCACACCCAAGAACAAGUUCAAGAAUGCUACUGCUACCAGUACUGGCAGUGAUGGCAACAAAGAUGAUGGUGAUAGCGAUCGUGGUAACAAUAACAAGCAACAAGUUGAUGAUGAAUGGGGUCCUAUUCCUACAUUUUCUUCGCUUAAUAUCUAA